AUGGGGAAGUCCCCGGCCAAGUGGCUCAAGUCCGUGCUCUUCGGGAAGAAGACCUCCAGGUCUGGCUCCGCCAAGGCCAAGGAUUUAUCGAAGGCCGGGGGCAACAGAGGGUAUGUUGCUGCCGGGAAGGAGCCCGGGUUCUCGGAGAGCUCCCCGGUGAUCUCCGAGCCGGUGCUUGUUACCCCGCGCAACAAUGACGCUGUGCCGGAGGUGGGGAAGGGCGAGAAUUCCAGCUCGCAAGGCGAAGCGGCGGCUCAGCAAGAAGUGAACCAUGAUUUGGAGAAGCAGAGCACUGCCGGGUCUGAUGUGCUGUCCAAUGACCCGGAGCGGCUCAAGGAAGAACAAGCAGCCGUCAAGGCCCAAGCUGCCUUCCGAGGCUACCUGGCACGUCGGGCUUUCCGUGCAUUGAAGGGAAUCAUACGACUUCAGGCGCUGAUUCGUGGCCAUCUUGUAAGGAGGCAAGCUGCUUCAACUCUCCGUGCCACAUGGUUGAUUGUGAAGUUCCAAGCUAUUGUUCGUGGCAGGAAUGUCAGACUUUCUAGUGAUGCAAUUCAAUUCAGUUGGAAGCUUGCCGAGCAGAAGUCUGUGGGUGCUAAACCAGAUGCUUGGAGGGAGAGGUUAGCUUCAAACGCAUUUGCCCGUAAGCUUCUGGCUUCACCGAUUCUGGUAGAGGCUCUUCACUUUCAGUAUGAUGAGAGGGAUCCCAAUUCAGCCUUCAACUGGUUAGAGAGAUGGACCAUAAGCCGUGUCUGGAAACCCGUUUACCAAACAAAGAGAAAUGCUAUUGCUGAUGCCAAACCGCAGACAAAGAGGGCCAGUUACGCUAUGGAAACAGAGUCAGGGAAAUUGAAACGCAAUGCUCGGAAGAGUUCUGCAUUGUCAGUUGAGCCCAUCCCUCUGACAAACAUGCCAUUGGAAACUGAAAAAACAAGAAGGACCCCAAGGAAAUUCACUAGCACUCCUGCUGAUUCAGUGCCUGAUAGCCAAUUAACUGAACUUGAGAAGGUUAAGCGUAGCCUUCGGAAGGUAACUAAUUCCAUGGCCGAAGCCUCAAAGGUAUCUAGUCCUGCUUGUGAUACCCCUGACCACCCAGAGAUCGAAUGUGAGAAACCACAAUGUACUGCACAGGAAGUUCCAGUUUAUCCUGAGAUUCAAGAACCUAACCAUGAUGAUCAGUUAGAAAAUGCGAAGGUGGAUAUCUUUGUACCUGAUCUCAAACCUGAAGGGGAAGUUACUCCAUAUGCAGUCACAAGUGAAGAAAAACUUGAUGAGCCGGCCGUUGUUGCUACAGCAGCUGAAGUUAUGCCCCUGCAAGACAUUGACAAUGAAGAAAAUGCUUUGGUGAAUGAUGCGGAGCAGAGAUCCAGAGAAGAACCUCUCUCCGCUGAAAGCCUUAAAGGUGGUAACAGGAGGUCUUCGUUCUCAACGAAGCCAGAAUAUCCAGAGAACGGCUCCAAAAACUCUCCAGCUGUGCCCAGCUACAUGGCUGCAACAAAAUCUGCAAAGGCGAAGCUGCGGGGACAGAUAUCACCUAGACUUAGCGCUGAUUCAGCAGAAAAAACUGUCUACACACGCCGCCAUUCCCUUCCUUCCCCUGCCAAUGGUAAGCAGAACUCGCACUCGCCGCGUACACAAAGGCCAAUCCAUCCUGGUACCAAAGAGGGAGCGAAAGUCGACAAGUCUAUGCUGUCAUCAAGAGACGCAGCCGACUUUCUUACCUUCAGUACACAUAGUAUGUUUUUGCCUACUUCAAACUCCACUAUAAAUAAGCAGAUAAAUGAACUGAGCUGUUCCCUAAGAUCAUUCGGAGCUUGCUUGCGGUUUUGCGACGGUCAUGCCGCCUUUGGCUUGUGUCUUGUAUAG
Messenger RNA from Triticum turgidum subsp. durum (durum wheat), 1863 nucleotides. The record is from the annotation of a GenBank genome assembly. Lineage: Eukaryota; Viridiplantae; Streptophyta; Magnoliopsida; Poales; Poaceae.